Molecule: messenger RNA, 1705 nt
Organism: Sphaeramia orbicularis (orbiculate cardinalfish)
Lineage: Eukaryota; Metazoa; Chordata; Actinopteri; Kurtiformes; Apogonidae
Exons: 5
Coding region: 133-1629 (498 amino acids)
Molecular function (GO): lysozyme activity
Source: RefSeq, a predicted model, not a curated record
AAAAAAAACUGGUUGGUUUGGAGGCCUACGUUGUUUCACGUUGACCCACCCUCAUCUAUAUAGAGUCCGCAUAAUCAAUCUGGACCAGAGCAGCAGACACAGCUGACGAGGAAAGGCUGUAAUAACGUGAAGAUGAAGCUGGGGCUACUGGUCGUCCUGGCCAUUGCCAUUUUGGUGCCCAAUCUGUCCGAAAGUCACACCGUAACCAGAUGUGAACUAAAGACUCAGCUUGAUGCGGCUAUUAAACUGCCCAGGGUUUCUACACGUCUUAAGCAAAAAUAUUUGGCAUUAGUGAUCUGUGAAUUGGAGAGACGAAGCAAAUUGAACACUGGACGGGUUAAGGUGUUUGGCAGACGCAGAACUACAACAGCUAAGCCAACAACAACCACCAGCAACACAACAACAACAACAACAACAACUACUACUACUACUACUACUAAUAGAACAGCUAUACCAACAACACCACCAACAAACCAACUAACAACUGCUGAAAGAACAAUCAGACCAACAACUGCUGAAAGAACAACCAGACCAACAACUGUUGAAAGAACAACCAGACCAACAACUGCUGAAAGAACAACCAGACCAACAACUGCUGAAAGAACAACCAGACCAACAACUGUUGAAAGAACAACCAGACCAACAACUGCUGAAAGAACAACCAGACCAACAACUGUUGAAAGAACAACCAGACCAACAGCUGCUGAAAUAACAACCAGACCAACAACUUCCAGAGCAACAACUCCCCAACAACGAACAACAUCCACUGGUCAACCAGCAACUACAAUAAGAAUGAGACAUAGACGUGAGGCUGAUCCACAGGGAUCCCAAAGCUCCGAAGAAGAACCAGCAGAUUCCCAAGAAUCCGAAGCACCAGAGGAAGAAGAACCAGCAGAUACCCAUGAAUCCGAAGCACCAGAGGAAGAAGAACCAGCAGAUGCCCAAGAAUCCGAAGCACCAGAGGAAGAAGAACCAGCAGAUGCCCAAGAAUCUGAAGCACCAGAGGAAGAAGAACCAGCAGAUGCCCAAGAAUCUGAAGCACCAGAGGAAGAAGAACCAGCAGAUGCCCAAGAAUCUGAAGCAUCAGAGGAAGAAGAACCAGCAGACCAAACAGCUGCCACAAAAUCAACACCAGAAGAAGAAUCUGACGACCUGGAUUUAGAUGAAGUGCUUGAGAAGGAAGAGUACUAUGUAGAUGAGAAAGAGACAAACGAUGACAACUACAGCCAAGAUAAUGUAAACAAUGAUUUGGAGGGGGAGGAGGAGGAGGAGGAGGAGGAGGAGGAGAACAACAAUCAAGACGAGGACGCAAGAGAUGACGCAAGUCAAGGUGGAAAACGUAGAAAGCGAAGUCUUUCUAGCUGGAGAUUUGGCUGGAGAAGGAGGCCUUGGUCCCUUGGCUUUUAUGGGCUCUUCCAGCUGAGUGAUGGACACUACUGUUAUUCCGGUUAUCGCUGGUCCAGAAAUGUCUGCAAGACACAUUGCAGUGCAUUCACUGAUGACGACAUAUCAGAUGAUAUUGGCUGCUUCGUGAGUACCUACGCCCACUGGUGGUAUGCAAGGAAUUCCAGUUAUCGCUGCAGAAGGACAGCCAGAAACUACCGAGACUACUUUCAAAACUGCCACUGAAAAAAAAAAAAAAAAUCCUGCAGGAUGUCAUGUCAUCUAUAACCCUCCCUCAUCUGUGCUAUCACUGCAAACCGUU